This is a messenger RNA of Misgurnus anguillicaudatus (oriental weatherfish), 3280 nucleotides long. It is a transcript of the gene odf2a, whose product is annotated as outer dense fiber of sperm tails 2a. Gene Ontology annotation, cellular component: centrosome. NCBI's taxonomy places the organism in Eukaryota, Metazoa, Chordata, Actinopteri, Cypriniformes, Cobitidae. Gene Ontology annotation, biological process: regulation of cilium assembly. The record is from RefSeq and is a predicted model, not a curated record.
CGUUGUUAUACUGCACAACGCAUUUUAAAUGCUCAUCGAAACCUCAACAAUACAGCCUUAGUUAUAAAUGUAAAUCAAUUCUGUUUAUAACACUUUUAUUAUGAAAACCAAGCUCUUCGCCGCUACUAGGAUACACUCUACAAACGGCUUUGAUAUGCAACUGUCAGCAACAGACAGUUGUAACAUAAGACACUGAGCAGUUCAGAAUGCAUUGCUAGAAUUUUCUUCUAACUAUUCCAUAUAAUUAUUAUCGCGGAAAAGUCGUUAAACUGCGAUACCAAGCAUCGAUGGCGUCCUAGACUACGUGCAAGCUUGUUAGGUUUGGUUUCUAAAGACACCGUUGCUACAGCGUACUGCAGAACGUUGACCUAUGUCGUGCCUUUUCGUCCAAUCACGAACAAGUACUAGUAACGAAAAUUUAAAAUCAACCAAUCAAAUGAAAGAACGAUUGUGCCUACCGGAAGACGGUGUUUUCAAGACGCCGAAGUGAGAAGAAAACAAAAGUAGCUCGCAAUUGUAAUUUAACUACAUUUUUACCAUAUCGACGUUUGAAUGUUUGGAAUUUCGCAUGAGAAGAUCAAUGAGAACACGCUCAUCCUCCCCACCACUGCACGUGCACGUGAACGAGAGCACACCUGUGCACGUGCAUGUGAAGAAGAGCACAGAAAGCAGCCCUACCAAGACACUCCAGGUUAAGUCUAAAAGUGGUUUGCGUCCUACUGCAAAAGUAAAGACGAAGGUUCCAUGGAUCCCACCUGGCAAAGUCUCAACUCGAGAGACCCCAUAUAAGUGGGAGGGACCUACUCAUCGUCUGGAGAUAACACCUCUAUCAGAACCCGAACGCUCACAGUCUCCGCUCCGUAGAGAAGAUCUCUCCACUGAUGAAGAAGAUGCUCUGCACGGACGCAUUAACCAGUAUGAGAAGAAGAUCGACAGCCUGAUGACAGAGGUCAGCUCUCUAAAAAAUGAGGUUGAACUCCGUAAGAAGGAGCAGCUCAUAGAGCGUCAGUCGGAGAGGUUGAGCGCAUCACAGCGUGUCAUCGCCGAUCAAGAGGAGGAGCUUGCUGAGGUCACCAGGGAGUUGGAGGCCACAGAGCAGGAGAACAACCGUCUGCGAGAGUCCAUGGAGAAGAUGAUGGUAGAAAGUGAUUAUGGGAGAUUAGAGAGAGACAGUCAGCAGUUAGACAAAGAUGCUCUGCUCAGGAAAUUGCUGGAGGCAGAGAUGGACAGCAGCGCGGCUGCCAAGCAGGUCUCGGCUCUCCGUGAAAUGGUCAGCCAGAUGUUCAGGAGUGAGAAAAAACUAUCAGGAUCAGAUACAUCACUCAUGGCGAGACAGAAGGAACUCUUACUACAGAAAUUGGAGACUUUUGAGAGAACCAAUAGGGCCCUCAGACAUCUCCUGAGAGAACAGCAUAGUCGAGAGAUGGAUUCUCUACGACUACUGGAGCAGAAAGAUGAUCUUCUGAAAAGGCUUACUGAUGUGGAGGCAGAGAAUUCGCGUAUUCUUGUAAAACUUCAGGACAAGGAAAUGGAGAUUAAUCAGCUCUCUUCCAUGUUAGCCCAUGAAAAGGAGAACUCAAAGACCACCAGUGAACUUUCCAAAGUCCAGGAAUCCACCCGAGCUCAUCUGCAGGGUCAGCUACGCAAUAAAGAGUCAGAGAAUAGUCGCCUAAAUGUUCAGAUCAGGAAUCUAGAGCGAACUGUCAGCCAACAGCAAGGGGAGAUUGAUCACCUGCAGGAGCAGUUACAGCAGCUCAGGCAGCGGGCAGAGGCUGAUAAGGAGGCCUUGAAAAAAGCCACACGGGCACAGAAACAGCGGGCACAGCGCAGUGAAGACACCGUUGGACAGCUUAGUGCCCAGCUCAUGGAGAUAGAGUCUCAACUGGCAGAUACAAUGGCAGCCACUGAGAACUUGAACAGUCGUCGUGUAAAGGAAAUAAAGGAUAAGACACAGCUAGAGAUGGAGAUCACACUGCUAAACAGUCGUAUCACAGAACUGAUGGAGCAGUUGCACGGACAGGAAGAGAAAGCCAGAUCGGAGAGAGACGGACUGUUGGAUCGCCUUCAUGCGCUCACUACUGACAACACUACUGUACGCUUGGAGAACCAAAGCCUUAAGGCCACUUUGUCUGCUUUGGAAGAGAAGCUGACCUUGUCCCAAUCUGAGGUCCAGCAGAUCAAAGUUUCAGUUAAGCAGUAUGAGAGCUUGGUGGACAGCUACAAAGCGCAGAUGCAAAAGACCCGUGCCGAGGCGGACGAGUACUGCGCACGCCUACAGGUGGCCGAACGUGAAGCGCAGACGGUAAGAGAAGAGCUGGACCAGGAGAUCCAGCAGGUCAGGAAGCAGCUUCUCGGCCGUCUGGGAGAGCUAGAGCCGCUUCCUGAAGCUCUGAGACGCGCUGAAUUUCAACUGCAGGAAGUUCACGAGAAAGAACGUUCCCAAGAGAGGAGAAAUGCUGAACUCAGUACAGCCCUCGCAGAGCUACGAAUUAAGGUGGAUCAGCAGGGCAGUCAUGCAGAGAUGGUGAGACACAAGAACAUGGCGCUACUUGAAGAAAACAAGCAGCUUCAACACAAAGCAGAGUCCCUUGAACGAAAGAUGGAAGAAGUAACCUCCCAAAAUCGAGACCUCAUGCAGGUGAUUGCGAAACGUGAAGAGUCGAUUCACGGCAACCAAGUGCGUCUGGAGGAAAAGUCCCGGGAGUGUAGUAUUCUGACACGGCAGCUAGAAGAUGCGCUCGAAGACGCUCGUCGACAGGUUACCCAGACCAGGGAGCGGGCGGCAUCAAAAGAGCGUGCCACUCAGGCCAAAGUUGUUGACUUGGAAACGCAACUGAGCAGAACCACAACUGAGCUGAACCAAUUACGACGGGCCAAAGAGGAGGCGGAUCGGAGAUACCAAAGCCGUUUACAAGAUGUCAAGGACAGACUAGAGCAGUCUGACAGCACAAACCGAAGCCUCCAGAACUAUGUCCAGUUCCUCAAAUCUUCCUAUGCCAAUGUGUUUGGAGAUUCUGCUCUCACUGGCUCCUCAUUCCGGACACAUUCACCAAUCUGAGAGCUCUUUUAGGUUUCUUUUCUUAUGUAGGCUGAAAUACGUCUGUCUACGAUUUUAAAACUGAUGACCUCUUGUUAUGCUUCAAAUUUGAUUCUUUAUCACUUGUUUCUGGCAUAUCUCUUUAGUAUUAUAUGUCCAAGUUAGAAUUAGGAAUUUGGCUUCAUACUGACAGAAUCUUUUUUUGUGCCUGUCUAAAUACAGUUGUUAUAAAAGGACUUUUUU